CGUAUAAUGAAUCUAGCUAUGCUACUCAUGACCCAUUCAGCAUAUCUCUUACCAUGUCCUUCAGGAACAGAGGCAAGCAUGGCCCAGAGUGCCGUAGGGCGCCCUCUAAAAUGUCGGCAAUAGAGCAACGCCUGUAUCAAUUCAAAGACCGUAAGGGAGCAGAAAUAUUCGAGCCUACUGUUGGAACAACAUUUGACUCCAGCCAAGAAGCAUACGAAUUUUAUAAUCUGUACUCAUGGGAAUGUGGAUUCGGUAUUCGUCAUGGGAAGAGCAGAACUAACACAAACAACUAUAGGAGCAUGCACGAGCUAGUCUGCCAGUGCGCGGACAAGGCGAGAAAGGAAAACGCAUCAUCAUGCAAAACUGAUUGCAAGGCAAUGAUCAAAUUGCUUCGUACAAAGGACCAUGGCUGGUAUGUGAGUGCAUUCGUCAAAGAACACAACCAUCGGUUGUCAUUGGGAUAUGAUGCGAAGAUGCAGUGGAAUUCGCACAAUCAUAUUGACGCAAUAUCACAGGAUUUCAUAAAAAAUCUCCGUGAGAAUAACAUCAGUAUAACUAAGGUCUAUAACAUACUGGGCGGACUUGGAGCUGGUCCGCAAGCUGUGCCAUACCGCAAGCAGUUGAUGCGUACAUUGUGCUCCAGGUACUCCCAGGAAACUAUAAAAGAUGACCUGUCCAAAACAAUGAGUCUCCUGCAAGAGAUGAAGGCUCAGGACAACAACUUGAAGGUGGAGGUUGAUGUGGAUGCAGAGGGACGAGUCCGAUCGAUGUUGUGGUGUACCGGCAAGAACCGUCAGGAUUAUGUGCACUUUGGAGACGUGGUCACUUUCGACACAACUUACAAAACAAAUCUAUAUAACAUGCCAUUUGGUCUAUUUGUUGGCGUCAACAACCACUUCCAGUCGGUUAUCUUUGGAGGUGUCUUGAUGCGUGAAGAAACCGAAGUGGCAUUCAAGUGGGUGUUUAGCACGUUCGUCACCAUUAUGGACAACAAACAACCCGUUACUAUUCUUACAGACCAGGCACAGGCAAUGAAGGGUGCAAUCGAGUCUGCGCUUCCAGAAGCAAGGCAUCGUUGGUGCAAAUGGCAUGUUCUGUGAGACGCCAAAGAAAAGAUCGGCCAUGUGUACAACAAAUUCUCUGGAUUCAAGAAGCAAUUUCACCCUCUCAUCAAUGAUAUUAUGUGUGUGGAGGAGUUUGAAGACAGGUGGUCCAAGUUGGUAGCAAAAUACAAACUCAACAACAAUGAUUACAUGACAAGGCUUUUCGACAAGAGAGCAAUGUGGGCCAAGCCGUAUUUCAAGGAGAUUUUCUGCGCAGGGAUGACAAGCACCCGAAGGAGCGAGAGUGCCAAUCAUAUGUUGAAGCAGUACAUACAACGAUCAUCUCCCAUGCAUGUUUUUGUUCGUCAAUACGGGAAGUUUCUCGGUGCCAGAAGGAGCGAGGAGGCUAGGGAAGCACACAUGAC
Molecule: messenger RNA, 1468 nt
Organism: Triticum aestivum (bread wheat)
Lineage: Eukaryota; Viridiplantae; Streptophyta; Magnoliopsida; Poales; Poaceae
Product: protein FAR1-RELATED SEQUENCE 5
Exons: 3
Coding region: 54-1100 (348 amino acids)
Source: RefSeq, a predicted model, not a curated record